Pocillopora verrucosa is the source of this 1600-nucleotide messenger RNA. RefSeq names its product vesicle transport protein SEC20-like. NCBI's taxonomy places the organism in Eukaryota, Metazoa, Cnidaria, Anthozoa, Scleractinia, Pocilloporidae. Gene Ontology annotation, molecular function: SNAP receptor activity. Gene Ontology annotation, biological process: retrograde vesicle-mediated transport, Golgi to endoplasmic reticulum. The record is from RefSeq and is a predicted model, not a curated record. Gene Ontology annotation, cellular component: SNARE complex; endoplasmic reticulum.
AUUAUGGAAAAAGUUCAUAAACUACGACGAUAUGACAGUAAACGAAACUAGCCGGUCUCGAAAGAAAGUGAAAAAAGUGCUUUCAAAAGACGAUCUAAAUGAAGUUCGCACCUCCCUAGUCAGUUUUGGUUUUGUACCUUCCCACAACCCUUUGCUGGGGCAUUUUUCAAAAUGGCGGACGGCAUAGAGGUUCCUGUCCAAGUUAAAAUUCACGUUCAAGAAAUCGUCAAGGUUGAGUUUGAGAUACAAAAUAAUGUUCAAAGUAUACGACAAUGCCAGGGGCCAUUAAGUCUAUUGAACGACUUGAAUUUGAAAGUAAAACAAAAGAUCAAUUCUUUGAGGCAGAAAGUUGAGGUCCUGGAGCAAGUGGCAUUUGAGCAAGACAAAGAAUCAGACAGAUUAGCAAUAUUAGCAGCCAUGCAGCAUCAUAGAAAAGAACUUCAAAGCCUGCAAGCAUCCAUUAGGAAAGCCAAUGUAGCCUCCAUGGCAAUAAUUGACAAAAGCGAAAAAGAAGAAUUGUUUGGAGGACAAGCUUCCAGUGUAAGAAACAGAACCUUUAACAAAGAAAAUUUAGCAAAGACUGCUAGUAACAUAACUCAAGAUUUGAUGAGUAUUGCUAGGAUGAUGGAUGGUCAAGUCAAACAGAGUGAAGCUGAUAUGCAGAUACUAGCACAAUCUUCUUCUCAAGUUAAGGACACACAAGAAGAAUACAAAGGUUUAUCAGGAGUAAUUCAGACAAGCAAGAAUCUUCUGAAUAAGUAUAACAGAAGAGAGGUGACAGACAGAUUAUUGAUUUUCUUUGGACUUGUGCUGUUCUUCUCUACAGUUCUGUACAUUUUAAAAAAGAGGCUCCCAAUUUUUGGGGGCUAAAUCUUAUAUUUUGUUCAUUUAACUGUGCAUAAACAAAAAUUAAAUUAUAUUAUUGAUAAUUCAUUGAGAAUAUUUGAUAUCAGAAUUGCAUUUUUUAGAAUACAGUUUACAGACUUAGAGGUAAAAGUCUAACUUCUAGGCAGUCAGUAUUUAUCCUCUGCAUAUUUUAAAAUGCUACUUGCGGGCUUACAAUAGUUAAUGGAAAUUUCUUUCUUUUCAAUCUUCAAUAAUACAAUUUAAAAAAUUUUCUGAAAAAUAUUGCCAUGAGCUCAAGUGCUAUACAUUCUUUGAGCAACUGCUGCGAUGAGGGCAGCUCCUCUGCCUGAACCAUCCUUAGAUAACAUCAGGGUUAUGUUAGCUUGGGGUAAAAUUUCUCUGAGAGUCUCUUGCAUAUAGCGUUUGAAUUGUGGGUGAUUUUUGAAGAGGCUUCCAUCAACGGCAAUUGUAGUUGUGUACUUCCCUGUUUUCUGAUUACAAAAAUAAUGAAUUCAAAUCAUUCUGUUAAAAUGUAAGAAUGUCAUAACAAAAACAGAAAUCAAAAUGAGUAUCAGGAUGAACAGAAACCCUCAUGCCUAAAGUGCUGUUUCUGUUAGAAUCUCACUUCUAAUUGGUUUUGCCUUCUCAACAAACUGACAUUUCAAAACUAUCUCCAGUGCUUAUGGUCUUUUGAGUUUCACAUUAAUUACUCAGGAGGAAUGAAAUUAUAGUAGCUGAUUAAAGAGGGAGCCAA